Ceratitis capitata (Mediterranean fruit fly) is the source of this 3387-nucleotide messenger RNA. RefSeq lists its product as uncharacterized. The record is from RefSeq and is a predicted model, not a curated record. The coding region runs from base 434 to 3061 and encodes 875 amino acids. Lineage: Eukaryota; Metazoa; Arthropoda; Insecta; Diptera; Tephritidae. The transcript has 10 exons.
UGAAUUGUCAACAUGAAAAUUUGUAUUUUUGUAUUUACAAUUUAUUUGCGGUUUAAAAGCGCAACGUUUAACAAGCUACACUAGCGAAGCGCGAGUUUUUAUAUAUGUAAAUACGUCUUGGUGGAAAAAGUUUAUGUGUGUACACUGCGUAUAAUUUGUAUUGACAAAUCAUUAUUGGUAUCAUCAAUCAGUUUUGUAUGGCAGACAACUGCUUUUCCCACCGCUAAUCCACACUAACAUACAUACAUAUGUAUGAAUCUACUAGUAUGUGAAUACAUACAUAUAAAAUAUAUAUUGUGCUAAAAUUGAAAACAGUGAACGUCAGUAAAGUAACAAAGUGUCUAUAUACAUAUAAACAUAUAUAUGUAUCUGCAUGGAUGUCAAAAAUUUUAGAAAACAUUAGCUUAAACACUCAUAACUGUAGGCAAAGAAAAUGCCAAAGUCACCAACAUUGCCGCCACCCGCUGCGAGAGUUCAGCUAUUCCUGCCAAUACUUUCACAGCAGCCCGUUAAGCGUCUACUCGCCGCAGCUUUAUUGCUAUGCUGCCUGCAAUCGCUGCAAAUAAACUGCCAUGCCCUCCUACUCAAAUGUCCUCUCUAUCAAAUGCAUCUACAGAAAAUUGUUGGCUUCCGGCCGCCCUUGGAGUAUCUAAGCGAACAAAAUCUCAUCUAUUCACCAGCUUAUAAUUUCAAAGAUCGCAAUCGCUACAGGCGCGAAAGUUAUACGAUAUUGGGCGCGACAGAUGGCCCAAGUCAGGAGUUGACAAUAGCGAGCGAAACAGCGAGCGCUUUUUGCUGGCGGAUAUGUAAUGAGGAUAGCGAUUGCAUUGCCUAUGUCCAUUUGUUGGACACAAACGAAUGUUAUGGCUAUACGUAUUUCGAGCGUACGCCACGCUAUCAAGCGAUAGCCAAUGAACUGCCAUUGGUGGCAGAUGCCGAGGCGGUAUUCUAUGAGAAGACCUGUCUAAAGGUGCCCGAGGUGUGUAAGCAACGCAAGUGGACGCUAACGAAAAUUCCCGGUACGAGUUUGGUAUUUCAGGGAAAGAAAACAAUAGCAACGUUGGUCACGCGACGUGAAUGUGCCGAGCGUUGUCUCUUCGAAAGCGAAUUCAAAUGUCUGUCCGCAUCAUUUGCGCCUUCGUAUCGCAAUAAUCGCGAAAGAUUCAGUCACCAUUUAUCAACAGAGCAGCAAAACAAUCAAGAACAGCAACAAUCGCAGCACAAUACAUUAGGACGUUGUAUACUCAGUGAUAAAGAUAAAAUGAUACAACCAGAUGCUUUCCGGGCUGCACCCUACGAUGAAGAAUACAUGGAAAAUCAAUGUUACGAGCGACCGAUCGAAAAAGAUAACUGUUCAUACGAAUUGUAUGGGAACAGUAGCUUUAUUUAUGCGGAAGCAAAAUAUUUGGGUUUAACGCAAAAAGAGUGCCAAUCAUAUUGUUCACAUGAGACAAAGUUUUAUUGCCAAGGUGUAUCCUUCUUCUUUGAGCAUGAUCUUAGCAAUUCAGAAUGCCUACUACACUCUGAGGAUAUAAUAUCAAUGGGGCCACGUAGUUUAAAACAACGCGAGAAAUCUGUUUACAUGCGGCGCGUGAAAUGUUUAGAUGUCCAGGUGAUAUGUACACAAGAUGAAAUGGCCAUCAAGUAUACGCCGAAAGAUUGGUUUCACGGCAAAAUGUAUGUAAGUAUGCAUUCGAAUCAUUGCAUGGUGCAGGGCAAUGGUACAAGAAGCACUGUGUUACGCCUGCCGAUCGGCACCGAGGUCAAAGAAAAUCGUUGCGGCGUAUUGCGUGCGUACGAAGUCACUAAAGCAUAUCAAAGAAUUUUCAUAUCGGCACUGGUUGUUAUACAAAACAAUCCGAAUGUUCAAACUCAAGGUGAUCGACUCAUUAAGGUCGGUUGCAUAAUGAGUAAUUCGACAAUGCGCAAAGAUGUUAGCGAUGAUGGGCGUAAUGAUGAGGUUGAAACGGCGGGUGAAGAUAUACCUAAUGCCAUAGCUUUGGAAUCUUCAUUAGAAUUUGCGCAGCAUAUGUUGCCCAAUGAGGGUUCACUACUUUUCAACAGCACUGAUGUACCACUACUACCAAAAGUCACACUACAGAUAAUAGAUAUAUCACAUCAACACGAAACAAACGACGUACAAAUAGGGCAAAAUCUAGAAUUACAAAUCAUAGCUGAAUACUCACCACACCAACAACAGUUGGUCAACUAUGCACUGCCACCAUUGCCGGAUUUCCGUGCGACUUCGUUAAUUGCGAAAACGCAAGAUAAUAAAAAUUUCGUUAAACUCAUUGACGAACAUGGCUGCCCCAUUGAUGUAACAGUAUUUCCUACGUUGGAGCGUGUACGUUCUACUACACAAAAUAAAUUACGUGCACGUUUUCAUGCUUUUAAAUUUGCGGGCUCGUCAUUGGUAAAUUUUGAUGUAAAAAUACGAUUUUGUAUGCAACGUUGUCCGGAGGAUAAUUGUUAUCCUCACGGUAACACUAAAGAAGAGGAUAAUUUGAGUAAUGCUGUAACCGAUCGUAAGAAACGUGCUCUAAGACAGCGGCGCCAGGUUCUUCCACGAACCACACGAGAAGAGGAGCCAGGUUUACCACCUGCUACACGCUUCAAAGUACAAAAUCCUGUUUAUGUCUCAACUGUGGUGGAUGUGGUGGAAGAGCAAUUGGAAGAUUUAAAUUUGACACGUGAUUUAAAAAUGGAAAAUAUAACAAUGCAGGAUUUAGGUGUGUUGCCGUUGAAUUAUAAUUUAAACGUACGUGGUCCCGAUCAGGUCAACAGUAACAGUUUUAUAUAUGGCGAGCGUGGCAUCCUAUUAAUUGCCGGCAUUGACCGGAUGCAGUUGGAUAGUUUUUGCUUGAAUCAGAGCCUUCUCAUAGCAUUGCUUAUUUUUUGGUUAAUUUUCCAAGUAGCGCUCAUGUUCAGUUGCUGCUACGUCAUACAAAAGUACAAACGUUUGGCUAUGAUGGACGAGGAGCAUCGUAAAAUCAAAGAAAGCUUAGACUACCUAGAAAGUCGGCGCGUACAUUGGGCGGAUCAGGGGGGUUACACGCUUUGAUUUGGGAAUUAAUUUUAAUGAACAAAUCAUUUAUGUAUUUGAUUGUAAAUUGAAAAUAUGAAAUGUAGUUUGCAAAAUACAAGAAAAAAAAUUAAUUUAAGAUAAUUCAUAAAGAAGUUGAAUUCUGACCGUUUAUUUUUUUACUCUGAUAUUUACUAUAUCAACAGCCAAUUGAAAAUAGGAAAUUAAAAUCCGAGCCUUUACAGCCAUUUAUAUAUGUACUUAACAUUAGAAAAAAUCCAAAUUUCAAGCUUUAAGUGUUAGCCUCUACAAUAAGAGUUUGUGUGUAUGUAUGUAUAAUAAAGAAUAUAGUUAGAUAAUUAGUA